UGUGAGGGUAUAUAUGUUCUGUACAGAUGGCAUGUGGAUGUUAAUGCAUGAGAAAAAAAUAUAGGCUACAGCAAAUGUAUUAGCCUACACAGAUGUAAAAUGAACAGUUUCGUCUUUUUAACACAGUAUAUUGGAUUGUUGUCAUAUGCUGUCUCGUGUCCUCCAGCAACUUUCGCUUUUGUUAGCAUCGACUGAAAACCAGUCGAUCAGGUUGAACCGCGCAGUACAGAAGUCGACAGCUCACACUUUACGAAGCUCUCGCUUUUCGCUGGUGUUUGGAGAUUUUCCCACAGUCAUGUCAGAGGGACAGUCGGAUGAUGGAAUGGAAUGCCAGGAAUAUGGAAAUCCACAGCCCAUCAAUAUCUCAAGCAGUGCUGAUCAAGAUAUGGAGGAUGUAAGUCAGGGUUCUAAUGCUCAGCAGGCCAUAACUGUUCAGAUGGUGCAAAGCGGUCAGUUUUCUAAUGGUCAGGGUACCGGUGGACGUGUAGUCACUCAACAACCUCUCAGAACCAUUGGACAUGAUAAUAUGAUCUCACCUGCUCAGAUAAUACAAUCUAAUGAUCAGGACUUCAGUGCCGCAGGUGCGGAAAGUCUAGACUCUAGACAUCUUCCGGAUCACAUGAAGCAUCAAAACAUCACAUCGGGUCAAACAAACCAAUCAGACUCAGAGAAGAAUUUACCAUCAAGCCGUGUUGAAGGUCAAGACUCUAGAUCAUCUCUGGAUGAACAGAAGCAUCAGGAUAUCACAACAAACAAAUCAGACUCACAGCCAGAGGAGGACAUUUGUAAAAAUGGUGAUAUAAACACAACCCAAUCACAACCCUCAGCACCACUGGAUAUUGCCAACUUGAAAAUCAAAGUGGACUGGACAGAACCAUUUCCAGAUAAAUGGAGUAAAAAAUUACAGAUUGCCAUUCAGAGAUGGUUGUCCAAACUGGAAGGAGCACCAUCUGUCCACAGCAUUAAACUCAUGGAUGAUCAAUCAUUGGCACAGGUGCAGAUUACACCAUCAACGGCUCUAGAAACUUUAGAAAAUCAUGGGACUGUAUCUUUGAAUUUUAAACAUGAAAAUAAGGAUGCGACUGCGCAGAUUUUUCUGGAUGAAGCACAUUCUGUGACUGUAUCACAAAACACCUCCACGUCGGACAAGAACAGAAUUCCAUCAUCAAAGGUAUCAAGUUUACUUUUUUAAGGUUUUGAUUGCUUAGAGAACCAG
Molecule: messenger RNA, 1216 nt
Organism: Sinocyclocheilus anshuiensis
Lineage: Eukaryota; Metazoa; Chordata; Actinopteri; Cypriniformes; Cyprinidae
Exons: 10
Coding region: 146-1192 (348 amino acids)
Source: RefSeq, a predicted model, not a curated record